Molecule: messenger RNA, 195 nt
Organism: Protopolystoma xenopodis
Lineage: Eukaryota; Metazoa; Platyhelminthes; Monogenea; Polystomatidea; Polystomatidae
Source: the annotation of a GenBank genome assembly
GUAAAGGCGCUCGCAAAUGAGGCUCAAGUACCAUUUUUCUACAUGGCUGGAUCACAGUUUGUUGAAAUGAUUGGUGGAGUUGGUGCCCAACGUGUUCGUCGUCUUUUUCGUGCGGCUCGCGAAAACGCACCUAGCAUCAUCUUUAUUGAUGAGAUAGACUCAAUUGGCAAAGCACGUCAUAGCCGAGCAAUGUAA